AAAAAUUUAUAGUAGUUUCCCUUAUGAUACCUCUUCUUCUUUUCGACUUAAAUUUAUCAUGGGGACUGUUCAAGCUAAGGCAUUGAGUGAUGGCCAGCCUAAAGGGAUAAAAACUUCGUCUAUACCUAUAGAGAAGAAAAAUGAUCCAUCAGUGAUUAUUUUUGACAAACUGCCGGUUCGAGUACAGAGAGUUGUUGUCGAUGGCUUGACUAGAACUAAAGAUGACAUCAUCAUUAAGGAAAUUAAGCCUCUGCUCAGCGCUAAGACAUUUGAAGAGCUUGUACACCUCAGCUAUGGCGCAAAAGUUAAAAUGGAAAGACUGGGACUGUUCAAAAAUGUUGUGAUAGCAAUUGACGUCAGUAAAGAUAAACGUGAAAACGGAUAUGAAGUCUUGUUUGAAGUUCAAGAGUUUCGUCGAGUGGAUGGCGGCAUCUACACCUCAAUUAGUAACAAUGAUGGUAGCUUGGACUUCCAAGUCAAGAUGCCAAAUAUCUUGGGUCGAGGUGAAAGAUUCAGCCUGGACUACACAGUGGGUACUAAAAGGACUCAUGGCUAUAGUGCCUACUUCAGGAAGCCUUUGAAUAACAACCCAGACAUGUUUGUUGGUAGCACAUUGUAUCAGUUUCAUGGUGAGUAUCCCUGGAGUGGAUACAAACAGACUGACAGAGGAAUAGGAUUUGACUUCACUUUCCCAACUUUCCUAGGAUCACACAAUCUCCAAUGGGAGGCAGUCUGGCGAGAUUUGAAAUCUUUAUCCAGGGAGACUUCCUUUGCUGUAAGGGAGCAAGCAGGUCAUUCACUGAAAUCAUGUCUAAAGCACACAUUCUCCAUUGACAAACGAGAUGAUCCUAUCUUGCCAACGACUGGCUUCCUUUGGCAGACUAGCCAGGAAUAUGCUGGUCUUGGCGGAAAUGUGGAGUAUGCUAAACAGGAUGGAACUUUUCAGUGGAAUGUUUCUCUUCCAUUAGAUACGAUUUUUCAAGUAUCAUUAGCUGGAGGCAUUAUGAGGACCCUCGAUCCCAGAGCUUCUAUAUCUAUUAGUGAUAAGUUCUUCCUCGGUGGCCCACUGACUCUCAGAGGCUUCAAUAUGAGAGGUUGUGGCCCACACAGUCAUGAAAAUGCUCUCGGUGCUGAUUCUUAUUGGCUGACUGCUGCACACAUCUACAGUCCUCUUCCUUUCCGACCAGGCAAAGGAAGGUUUGGUGACCUGUUUAAAACUCAUUUCUUCAUCAACGCAGGGAAUUUAGGCAAUAUAGAUUUUAGCAACUUGUCAGGUUCCGUUUCCUCAUUGAUCUCAACACUCAGGUGGUCUUACGGUGCUGGGGUUGUGCUGUGUAUGGGACGCAGUGCUCGUCUGGAGCUGAACUAUGUUAUACCAAUGAGAAUACAGAAGGGAGAUAAAGCCAAUGCUGGACUACAGUUUGGAAUAGGAAUUCAAUUUUUGUAGACUUUGUUUUGUCAUGGUCCAAGUCUGACAGUGCCUGUUUGUUUUGUUGGCUUAGUUCAUUUGUUUUUCAAAUAUUUGUUUUAAUAUGAUCAAGGGCAUCAGUAAACAAGGGACAUAAUUAGUUUGUGUGUAGAUUGAAAUAUCAAUAAGUGAUAGACUUACUAUUGCCUCAGUGGACAUCAUACUUAUACAAUAUUUCAACUGUCCAGUGUAUAUUCUUCUAAGUGGUUGGCUUAUAAACUCUGGUUAUAUUCCUCUACUCAAAUUUUGAAUGAGCGUGUGAAUGUUAUGUUUGCAAGCUUUUAUGUUUGAAAGUUUUGACAGUGAACUGCUGAAUGUUGAACAGUUGUGCAAGAUUUACUCGUGUGUGUGAAUUGGUAAUCUUGACUUUUUGUUGUCAGAUUUAAAAUCUAUGAUCUUGUUUAGUGUUUGUGAUUUGGGGAUCACUGCAAUGACUAGAUGAUAAUAAAUAUAUUAUUUAAUCCAA
This is a messenger RNA of Biomphalaria glabrata, 1934 nucleotides long. Its product is annotated as sorting and assembly machinery component 50 homolog. The record is from RefSeq and is a predicted model, not a curated record. Gene Ontology annotation, biological process: mitochondrial respiratory chain complex assembly; protein insertion into mitochondrial outer membrane. Gene Ontology annotation, cellular component: SAM complex; outer membrane. Lineage: Eukaryota; Metazoa; Mollusca; Gastropoda; Planorbidae. The transcript has 15 exons. The coding region runs from base 59 to 1447 and encodes 462 amino acids.